Molecule: messenger RNA, 933 nt
Organism: Candidozyma auris
Lineage: Eukaryota; Fungi; Ascomycota; Pichiomycetes; Serinales; Metschnikowiaceae
Gene: CDC28
Product: cyclin-dependent serine/threonine-protein kinase CDC28
Exons: 2
Coding region: 1-933 (310 amino acids)
Biological process (GO): regulation of G2/M transition of mitotic cell cycle; signal transduction; protein phosphorylation
Cellular component (GO): cyclin-dependent protein kinase holoenzyme complex; cytoplasm; nucleus
Molecular function (GO): ATP binding; cyclin-dependent protein serine/threonine kinase activity; cyclin binding
Source: RefSeq, a predicted model, not a curated record
AUGGUGGAGCUUUCUGAUUUCCAGCGUCAGGAGAAGGUUGGCGAGGGAACCUAUGGUGUCGUAUAUAAGGCUUUAGACACAAGACACAACAACCGAGUAGUUGCACUCAAGAAGAUUCGGUUGGAGUCUGAAGAUGAGGGCGUUCCUUCGACAGCUAUUAGGGAGAUUUCUCUUUUGAAAGAAAUGAGGGACGAUAACAUAGUCAGGUUGUAUGAUAUCAUCCAUUCAGACUCCCACAAGCUCUACUUGGUAUUUGAGUUUUUGGACUUGGACUUGAAGAAGUAUAUGGAGCUGAUUCCUCAGGGAGCGGGGCUAGAACCCUCGAUGGUCAAGAGAUUUAUGCACCAGUUGAUCAAGGGCAUCAAGCACUGUCACUCCCAUCGUGUUUUGCACCGAGACUUGAAGCCUCAGAACUUGCUCAUUGAUAAAGAGGGUAAUUUGAAGCUAGCUGAUUUCGGCUUGGCCAGAGCCUUUGGCGUGCCCUUGCGUGCUUACACUCACGAGGUGGUUACUCUUUGGUAUAGGGCGCCAGAAAUUCUUUUAGGAGGGAAACAGUAUUCCACCGGUGUGGACAUGUGGUCUGUUGGGUGCAUUUUCGCUGAGAUGUGCAACCGCAAACCGCUUUUUCCCGGAGAUUCGGAGAUCGACGAAAUCUUCCGUAUUUUCAGAAUCUUGGGUACGCCAAACGAAGAAGUGUGGCCCGACGUGACAUACUUGCCUGACUUCAAGCUCACAUGGCCCAAGUGGGAGCGAAGCGACUUGGCCUCACACAUUCCUUCUUUGGACAGGGACGGUGUAAAUUUGCUCGAGCAAAUGUUGAACUACGAUCCCAGCAACCGAAUCAGCGCCAAAAGGGCCUUGGUGCACCCUUACUUCCAAGAAGACAAUGAUGAAGCCUACGAUAGUUACCCCCGCUCUGUGAACAUGGGUUGA